AUGUAUGAUUCUGUAAAAAAAUUUGUUUCGCGACACAAACGUAAAUUUAUAAUAAGCGGCGCAUUGUUUUGUAGUACUGCGUAUGUAGUUUACACUAUAAAAAAGAAAUUGGCAGAGAAAAAAGAUAAAGAAAGUCGAGAAUAUCUGGAACGAAGUAGACGGCAACAGCACUACGAAGCCACAGAAAACACCUCAAACCGCAUGAUAACUGAAUUUGUUAAACAACUUCAUGUUAAAUAUUUUGCAAAAAAUUUACGCAUUGAAAAUAUUAUAGAUAAAUUGAAGAAGCAAAAUGAUUUGGCACUUUGGGAAGAAAUGAGAAUAUGUGUUUUUACUCGAGCAUGCUUACUGGUUUACGCUGAAACUAUGUUGGUAAUAACAUUGAAAAUUCAACUCAAUCUGCUCGGAGGUCUUGUAUACAAAAGUCUAUCGCAAGAUUCACCUCCAAUUUGUUCAAAAACUCAAGAAGACUAUUUGUUACAUUUUAGUUAUUUCAUCGAAGACGGUAUUCGACGUUUAGAAGAAUAUUUACAUAGUAAAGUUAUUAAGUAUGUUCAGCAAGUUCCUAUCCAAGAACAAUACAAUUUACAGGAAUUAGAAAAACUGUUUUUCCUCAUUCAAACUGAAAUUGCAAGUGAUACAGACAGUCCUUUUCGAUGUAUAGAUUCAUACAUGUUACACCAAAUGCCACAAGUGCGAGAAGCACUACUACAAGACAUGGUAAAUGAAACGCGAGAACUAUUAAAAAACGACGAGAUAAUUUCAGUAGCUCGUUACUGCACAUCUCAUAGUUUUAAUAAGUUAAUGGAUGCUAUUACUGUAAAUACGCCUAAUCGGUCAGCAAAUUUACCUACUACUGUCAAAAUGCCAUUUGCCAAGUGGUUACCAAUUGUUGACAGAUCGACUAAAGUUACGGAAAGCGGAGACUGCAGUCUAAAACAAAAUGUUCACUUGGAUGCAAAAGUUAAAGUGCUUAGUGCAAAUGUUUAUGAGGCAUUUUGUUCUGCUUAA
This is a messenger RNA of Macrosiphum euphorbiae (potato aphid), 1011 nucleotides long. The record is from the annotation of a GenBank genome assembly. Lineage: Eukaryota; Metazoa; Arthropoda; Insecta; Hemiptera; Aphididae.